AUGAACGGCGAGACUUGCGUGUCUUAUUGUGACAUAGCCAUGGAUUCGUACUAUAACCCGACUCCGCAGGGAAGGGAGCACCAGGACUCUCCCUUCAGAACCUUCCAGCCGAGUGACAAGUUCAGCCCCAGUUUCCUCGCCAGCAAAGGCCAAAGCUAUGGCGACAAAUCGAGGAGCCCUUUCCAGCAGGAAUGUGAGCCAUUGGACACCGGAGCUCCAAACCCCGGCAGCGACAGCCCCUUUAACAAAUACCUGUACAUGCAGAGCUCUGGCAGGUCGGCCAAGUCUCCUGCACAGAGCAGCAAGAUUCAAGAAGUCAGCCACAACGGUGCCUUAAUCCCUUGUUACGGAGUUAUCUUGCCAUCACCAGCUAAAUGGAGGAAAAGAGAGCGCUUUGGGCAAAUGCAACAGGUCAGAAGCCACUUCUCCACUGCCUACGAACUACCGAUUCUAACCAGGGAGAACUAUGCACAGAUACAAAACCCCUCUUGGAUUGGUAACAAUGGCACCUCUUCUCCAGUUCCAGCCUGUGUUGUGCCCUGCGAAACGGUAACAUCCUGCAUGUCUCCACAUGCACACGCACAUGCACCAGGUGGGGUAGCUGACUAUCUGGGUGUUUCUGCCCCUGGCAGCCACGUGGGACAGACACAUAUGGGUGGUCUCUUUGGCACUGCUGGGAUAGGGGCUGCCAUCAACGCAUUUGACAUCAGUAAUGAACCAGACCGAAAAUCAUCCAGCAUUGCAGCCCUAAGAAUGAAAGCCAAAGAGCACAGCGCUGCUAUAUCUUGGGCAACAUGACCGUGAAAUCUUGAGUUAUCCAAACACUGAAAAAAUAAUACAUUACUACAUAAUGCUGG
Molecule: messenger RNA, 857 nt
Organism: Callorhinchus milii (elephant shark)
Lineage: Eukaryota; Metazoa; Chordata; Chondrichthyes; Chimaeriformes; Callorhinchidae
Gene: alx4a
Product: ALX homeobox 4a
Exons: 4
Coding region: 1-798 (265 amino acids)
Biological process (GO): regulation of transcription by RNA polymerase II
Molecular function (GO): DNA-binding transcription activator activity, RNA polymerase II-specific; RNA polymerase II transcription regulatory region sequence-specific DNA binding
Source: RefSeq, a predicted model, not a curated record